AACACGGAUUUUUUAUAAAAUAGUCAUUUUAAUCUGAAACAAUGUCUGAUAACAUUAUUAACAAUGAUAGCAAAAAUUUAGAAAUUCCUGAAACAGUCAAUUCACAUCCACUUUGCCCAUUAUGUUGGAUUUUAAUACAAGAGAUUAGAAAAUGCAGUGGAUUGACAGAGGAGACAUCGACUGGAAAUUAUGUGAAUCCCUGUCGUCUAUUCUUCAAUCAAGAUAUACAGAAUAAUAUAAAGACGAAUAGUAAUGUCGCAAAAAGUCUAACAGUUGAUAGGCGUAACUCAUCAACAGCACAUGAUCAUAUCUCUGUAAUUAUACGGGAUGAAUUAAAGCGUUUCUGUGAGAAUACUACAAUACGUGGACUACCACGUAUAGUUCGUUCACAUAAUCGUUACUUACGCUUUUUGUGGUUAAGUUUAGUGUGUAUUCUAGUGUUAGGAUGCUUCGCUUGUAUGUUUUUCUUAGCAAGACAAUACUUAGAAUAUAAUGUAAUACAUCCACCACGUGUACUUCGGCAUACAUCUAGUCCGUUUCCAUCUGUAACUGUGUGCAACUUUCGUCCAAUCUCACCGGAUGGAUUAAAGUAUUUACAAAUGAAUGGUUGGAAGACACCAAGACAAUUUGUCUUAGAUAUGGCUGCAUAUGCACAGCACAUGUUUUAUAAUAAACAAAAAAUGGAAGAAUAUAAUGCAGCAAGUGCAGCAUUCUCACUUGCAGGAUUUCUUGAAAGUCUUCCAAACAAUGAAGAACGUAGAAAACUUGGUUAUCAGCAUAAUAAAUUGAUAAUUAAAUGUCAAAUAACCUAUCUAAAUGGAAGUAAGCCUGUAGCAGCACCAUGUGAACGUAAAGGUGUUUGGCGUAAGUUUAUACAUGCACAAUAUUUGAAUUGUGCUACAUUUGAACCAUACAGUUAUCUUCGUUCUGAUACUACGAACAUUGAAAUGUACAUUUAUUUGGAUGAAAUGUUACAACGUGCUCACUGUGUCGACUGUUUUCAUGGUGAAGUUAAAUCACAAUUAUCCGGUGCUUUAAUAUCAAUACAUGGUGCUGAUAUACUACCAAAUAUCAAUGAUAAAAGUAUUAAUUUAAAACCAGGUACACUGACUGAAUUGCGUUUAUCCAUUGUAGAGAAUAUUCAACAGAUGCCACCAUAUGGUAGAUGUUCUAUGAAUCAUCCAAUCAAUUUACAACUACACGAUAUGAUUUAUAAUUAUUCUGAGUAUGCAUGUCGUCAAGCUACAAUUCAAAAUGAAAUCAAUCAAAGAUGUGGUUGUUAUUCAAUGGAAUAUCCAUAUAAUGAGCAUACAGGCUAUGAACCAUGUACUGGUCUAUCACAAUUUAUCAAUAUUUCCAGUUGUAAUCGUAAUGAAUUAUCAAUGGAUGUGAACAGUUUGAAUUCAACAUCAAAGAAUGAAGCAUGUAAGAAUGAGUUAAAAAAAUUUGUAGCUAGAAUGAUGUGUAAACGUUCAGUGAUUGAAAAUUAUGUCCAUGGUGCAUUGCCAAGUUGUACAAUGCCGUGUUCAUUUUAUUCUUAUGAAUCAGAACAAUCCACAUCAACAUGGCCAACUAAAAGUUGGCAGUUAACCUGGUUAAAUUCUUCAUAUAACAAAAGAUUAGGUGUCUUCAAAGGUGCAGAAUUUGAACCGUAUCAUGAAGCUCAACGUCUUUUAGAAGCAGGUAAUGAAACUGAAGCUGGAAAUAUUCUUGAAAAAACAAAUGUUUUAGAGCGUAAAUUACUUGCUGUUCUUAUAAAUCGCCCAAAUUUUGAUGUACGUAAAGUAGAAGAGAAAGAGGUUCUAUCGUUGACUAGUUUAUUAUCUCAAACAGGUGGAUUAUUCUCGAUUUGGAUUGGAUUAUCAAUGAUUUCAUUAGGUGAAGUAUUCGAAAUGUGUAUACGUUGUUAUAUUAGAGCUAAACAUUCUAAAAGAUCUUCUGCCAUAUUUCAAGAUGAUCCAGUAAGCAUAGAACAAUGUUCUUGCAGAAAUAAAUCGUCUCAUGAACAUAAUGAUCAUUAUCAAAUGUCAGAUACUAAUUAUCACCUACUCUGUAAUGCUUUAUCAAACUAUCUAAUUUGUGAUUUUAAUACAAAUAAAGAUGCUCACAACAAGAGAGUUACUGUGACAAAUAUUGAACAGAUUAGUGCAAUUGAUCCACAGAUAUACGAAGCAAAACGUAACGGUCAUGAACAACAGCAAACUAACAUAAAUGAACUACCAAAUACAUAGUAAAACAGUCCUACGUAUCCCCUAACAAGUAAUCGAAUACACACUACUGUUUGAUCAUAAACAAUUCAUCAUAUGUAUGAAGAAAGUAUGAGUUGUAAAAAUUAAAUAACUCCAUCUGGCAACACAUAUAUUUUCUAUUCAUUUUUGGACAUGACAAAUAUUAUCUUAGUGAAGAUUAUUGAUAAUAUAAAUCUAUUUUCAUUAAUUUAUCUCGGUGUUCAUAACUAUGUAAAUGAAUAAAGAUAUCAAUCCACUGAUAAAUAACUAAUCAGUAAUUAUGUCAUUGUAUCUUCAAAUAACUUUUGUAUUUUAGUAGGCAUCGAUGGAACUUUCUCGGAACGCUAUUGUCAGGUGAUCAAGAAAUAUUCUAGAAAACAAUAUGACUGACAGAAGGUUUUCAUGUUUAUAUAGGUUUGUCAUGUUAGUUGAUCAUUUGAACAGAGAAAAAGUAAACCAAACAUGAUACAAAUCAACAAUGAAUUGCUGUAAGCCAUUUUAAGAUAUUAAUUGAAUAACCGAUUUUGGUUAGUUUCAAUAACUACUUAGUAAAGUUGAUAAGUAGUCUCAAAUAUUUUACACUAAUGAAUCAGUUGAACAUUGAUUUCUUAUAGCACUGUAUGAAGAAUGUUAUGUAGUAAAUUCCGAUGUGUGGAAAAAACAUCAGCAUUAAUAUCCUGCUCUACCGAAAGUUCCAUAAAAUUCUUAAAAAUAUCUGUCAAACACUAUGUUACUUGCGUAAUCCAGUCGUCGAUUGAACCGAAUUGAUAACUGCCUAUUAGUAUAUGCGCUCCUAUGCAUAUCCCUUGAUUUAGUCUAUACCUUCCGUUUCUAUACCCCUGAUGGAUAUUAGCCAGCAUUGGAAUCCAGAAUGCCUGUUUCGCCAGAUUUGAGACUCGUCAGACGGAGAGCAAGUGCAUCCAACUAAGAAGACCCGAAUGGAACAAAACGUGCAUGCCGAAUUCCUCUGUUAUCCACUACCCAUCACUGACAUAAAAAUAUCAGCCAAAUACCUUACAGCAUGGAAUAAAAAUGUUACACAUAUACACAAACAUAUAUACCGAAUUUUCCAUUUCACCGAUGAUGAUAGAUGUCCAAUGUCUUGUCGCACAAAAUAGAAAACCUAC
Messenger RNA from Heterobilharzia americana, 3355 nucleotides. Lineage: Eukaryota; Metazoa; Platyhelminthes; Trematoda; Strigeidida; Schistosomatidae. The record is from the annotation of a GenBank genome assembly.